AUGAAGCGGCCGCCGAAGCCGAGCAGACAUGCCCGUCAUGGACCGCGUCUCAUCCAGAUCAUAGCGGGCGCGAGCUGCACCCAGAUCCAGUCCACUGACUCCAGCCGACGCGCGAUGUUGCUGCAGUAUCGCGGCUGUCAAGCCGCCCCCACCUGCAAUCCCAAUGUGUGGACGGCUCGAGCUGCUGCUCCCGGUCACGCUACUGCUGCCGUGAUUCGAGUCCUGGUUCACGCGCAUUGGACCUCCGCGGUUACUGGACAAGGAGCUGCCGUCAUCGUCGUUGCGGAUAAAAGCUUUGGGUCGGGCUGA
This is a messenger RNA of Peronospora matthiolae, 309 nucleotides long. The record is from the annotation of a GenBank genome assembly. Lineage: Eukaryota; Oomycota; Peronosporomycetes; Peronosporales; Peronosporaceae.